UGUAAUUCCGCCGCAAAUUCAGCCAUAAAGCCCAUCAACGACAUCAACACACACAUCGCCCCCAGAGUCACUUUUCGCUCAGACACGUUUGCUGCACACGCAUAGCAGCACAUCCAAUCCAAGCACACAUCCAGUUCAACGCACCCACCUCUUCAGCUUACACCCACAGCCUGCGUCUCCAACCGCGCGAAGCAAACCAGCGUCAGGUCAUCACACCCUGCCGGUUCUGCAUCUAUCCUUCACACAGCUUGACCUCGGACCUGUGUAAUCGUCGAAGAAGAUGAUCGGAGUGGGGAUCAAUGGCUUCGGCAGGAUCGGGAGGAUGGUGUUCAGGGCAUGCUACGCCAAGGAGGGCGUAAACGUGGUGGCGGUGAACGACCCCUUCAUGGACAUCGACUACAUGCGGUACCUUCUGAUGCACGACUCCGUACACGGCAAGUUCCCGGGCACCGUCGAGGUGAGCGAUGGCAACCUGGUGGUGGACGGCGUUACAAUCACCGUUUUCACGUCGAAGGACCCUGCCGACAUCCCGUGGGCCAGCAAGGGGGCGGAGUACGUGUGCGAGUCCACCGGGGUGUUCACCACGACGGAGAAGGCCAAGGCUCACAUCGACGGCGGCGCGAAGAAGGUGUUCAUCUCUGCCCCGCCCAAGGACGACUCUCCGAUGUACGUGAUGGGGGUGAACCACGAAGAUUACGAGAAGGGGGGCGCGGACGUCAUGUCUAACGCGUCGUGCACCACGAACUGCCUCGCGCCUGUCACGAAGGUUUUGAACGACAACUUCGGCAUCGUGGAAGGGCUUAUGACGACGGUGCACGCGAUGACUAUCAACCAGCUCACCGUCGACGGUCCCUCGAAGGGCGGCAAGGACUGGCGCGCGGGUCGAUGCGCGUCUGCCAACGUCAUCCCGUCCUCCACCGGUGCCGCUAAGGCGGUCGGCAAGGUCAUCCCCGCGAUGGCCGGCAAGCUCACCGGCAUGGCGUUCAGGGUCCCGGUGCCAAACGUGUCGGUGGUGGACCUGACCGUCAAGCUUGCCACGGAAACGACUUACGAAGAGAUCUGCGCCAAGAUGAAGGAAGCUUCCGACGGGAGCAUGAAGGGCGUUCUCGGAUACGAGGACAACGACGUGGUUAGCCAGGACUUCGUUCACGACCCCCGCUCCUCGGUUUUCGACUCCAAGGCAGGCAUCAUGCUCAACCCCACCUUCGUUAAGAUCGUCUCCUGGUAUGACAACGAGUGGGGCUACAGCAACAGGCUCGUAGACCUCAUGCUGCACGUUGCCAAGGUGGAGAGCUCCUGAUUCGUUCAGCGGAGCUCCCUUGAUCCGUUCCGCGGAGCCCCGUGAUCUGUUUCGCGACGGAGGUGCCGGUCCACGUUUUUUUUGCUUGCCCCAAAUCUAGACGCGGUUCGGUGUUGCUAGCAUUUCCCUACUCGCAACGGUUGUGGUCUGAUUGUUGUCGUUUUUCGUAUGCACACGGUACGUGUUUCCCGGUGCUGUAGAGGUGGGACGGGUCGGACCCGUGGUAAAUAGUUGGGUGGGAUGGGAUAGGAUCAACACGGGGAAUAUUCGCGAAUCAGGCAGAAGGUCAUGCCGUGCUUCCUUGGACGAAGCGGUGCAAGUUUUGGAUGGUGGCGGGACACAUUACGCCGCGCACGCGGGGGGGGAGGAGGGGGGGGAGUAUCGUGGUUUCUGCGACGUACUUUUAAGUUGAGCGUAGGGUCACAACUGCUGUCCCCCGCGGCUACGUUGUCCUCAUGACUAGUUGCCCACAGCUGACGAGCGUUUCUCGAACGUUCUCCGAGUGCCGUACUACGUAGACUUGAUUGCUGGCGUAGCUUGCUCCUCUGGCCUGUGUAUUGUUUUUGAAUUUUUGAGAGAAGAGUGCCAUUUCUCGCACCUAUGCGUCCGCCACAGGGCCUCGCUGCUGCAGCAGCGGGCCGUUUACAUGGCAUUGUGUCGUUACAGACGUCAAGCAGCUUCAGCACUGGGGCCGCUGCUUCUUCUUGCCAUCAUCAUCAAGUCAUCAUGCAUGGCGAAGCACUGACCUUCGCACCCUCAGCAAAGCCGCUAUCGACAACCAGCCGCGCUUUACAGCUACAGUACUACAAUCUCUUUCGACGUUCGAUAGUAGUAGCGCGUGAAGUCAGUUGUGUGUGUCGGCGGAAAUCGUGUCGUCCACCUUCUCACUUGAGAAAAGAGAGCAGCAUAGGUUUGUGCCUGUGCUGCUUGGCUGCCAGAACGGAGGCGAGGCGACAACGACGGACAUUAUACUCACUACUCACCCAACGCAAUCCGAGAUAGAUCCCGCGUGUGCGAUUUUUGCACAACAAACAAAUACCCUCCACAAAAGUCGCCUCUGUGAGGGUUCCUGUCGCCCCUGCCCCCCGUCCCCACAAACUAGAUAUGGCUUCAUCCAAUCAAGAGUCAUCCCUUCGUCGUAGAACUUCAAUCUCCUAAUCCCCUUACCUCCUGAUGCUCAUUGUAGAUGGGGAAGCACACACAUGCAUCCAUACCUGAGGGCACUAGUACAAAGCAACACAUGCUACAGUGUCUGCAUAAUGAGAAUUAUGAGAAGACAUCGUGAUCACGGCCAAACCCCCCCCCAAUACAAACUAAACGCAAGAUCGCUCAUAUUCCACGUCCGUCAAGCAUACACACAUUUGACACAUUGGCAAACCAAACAGAAUACCGCUGUUUAAACCUCAAUGCUUUGAUGGUGCGUGCGGCCUUCUUGCUCCCAUAGCCAGGUCACGUUGCACGCACCCCAUGAGGCAAGAAAGGUGUGGAGCAACACACCAACAAACAACUACUCACAACUACUCCGAGUGAAUUAAAGACUACUGCUGUGACACCCCAGCUGGUACGCCAAACACGUGGACUAGGCCGAAGGUGAAUAGACUGGCACCAGAAAAAAUUUCAAUGUCAAGACAAUAAUAUCAGUAACAACGUUAACAACCAGAAACGAUGACACACAACACGAGGCAGUUUUCGGGAAGUCUCGUCCCCCACUGGCCAAGACAACCUCCCCUCCAAGUAACUUGAUGAACGAUGUCUUGAUAGAUAGAAAAGAAACAGACAUGUAUUGCGUACCGUUGGUUGCCGGGGUGGCAACUAUUUCGUUUACCCGGACCCCUACCUUACAAAAUGAAGGGAAACAUCAGUUUCUAACACCACGCGUCAUUUUUGAAUGGCGAGAGAUGCCAUAGACCAAGACAAACCAAGGUGGGCAAGGCCCGGAAACAAAACUUUCCGCAACUGCGCUUGCUUCCAGUCAGAGAACAGUCUUGGAACACCCCACCCAACAAAGGUACGGACAAAAAGCAUUCUGCUUCGAAACAUACACCGUCUGCUUAUUUCUUCUCGGAAAAGUUGCUGUCAUUGGUCAAGUACUCUCGAGGCAGUUACACAGU
Ectocarpus sp. CCAP 1310/34 is the source of this 3411-nucleotide messenger RNA. The record is from the annotation of a GenBank genome assembly. Lineage: Eukaryota; Phaeophyceae; Ectocarpales; Ectocarpaceae.